GCCCUGUAGCUGGUGAGAUCUGGUUCACCCAGAUGAAGAACAACCCUCUUUCUGACAUCUCCAUCUUCAUGGAUUUGUCAUAUGGUAAUCCCACAAUGACACCAACUAAAAACCACAACUGGCAUGUUCACAUUCACCCCAUCAGCUCAGAGAGGGAUGAUGAUGAAAACCACUGCAGCACAACAGGAGGACACUGGAACCCCUUUAAUAUUAGCACAGGAGACAGCAGCUAUGCCCUCCACUGUGGCCCGUCCAGGCCCUUUUCUUGCGAGGUGGGAGACCUCUCCAGCAAACACAGCACUAUCAACCUCGACACCAGAGUGGGCCGAGUGGAAGCAAAAAACUUUUUCACUGAUGUCACUUCCUGGUUGCCCACCUCAGGCAUCACCGGUCGUUCCGUGGUCAUCCAUCAAGCAGAAAGAGGAGGGUCAAGGAUUGCUUGUGGCAACGUCACAAUGAUUCGAGUCCCCAAAGCUAGCGUGGGUAGAUGGUUUGGCCCCCAGAUGUCCAGCGGCCAGGUACGGUUCUCCCAAGCUGUCCCACAAGGCCCCACAUCUAUAAACGUGUCCCUGAUGAACCUGAACUCCUUAGCUGGGGGUUACCACGUUCACAUACUGCCCAUCAACCCUGGCAGCGUAGAGCCCUGCUCCAACACAAACAUCCUGGGCCACUUCAACCCAUUAGCCUGGAAUGUAUCAAACAGUCCUGCCCCUGGAUCUGGAACAGUGGACCAGUAUGAAAUUGGGGACAUCAGCGGGAAGUUUGGGAUGCUGAAUGGCCUCAACCAGUCUCAGGCUGUAUACCUGGACCCUGAUAUGCCAUUAAUUGGACCCUACAGUAUAGUGGGAAGGUCACUGGUGGUCCACUACUCCAACGGAUCAAGAAUGAGGUGUGCUGACAUCUCAGCUGACAGAGAUACAGAUGGACAAUGGACUAUUGCCAAAGCUGUUUUCAAUGGCACAGUGACUGGGGAAAUCAGACUGCGCCAGCAGAUGUUUCCUGAUGGGAGUAGCAGUGAAAUCACACUGGAGGUGACCCUUCAAUCAACAACCAUUCAAAAUGCAUCCUUGUUCAUCAAAAACAACCGUGUUGGCACCAACAACAGGCAGUGCGACGGUGUGGGAGGCACAUUCAAUCCCUUCAACAUGACAUCAGUGAGCUCUAGCUGUUCACUAGAAAGCCCUCUGAGCUGUGUGGUGGGAGAGGUAUCCGCAAGACAAGGCACACUCAGCCUGACUGUGAGACAGCUCUACACUGACAGCCUCAUCCAGCUCUCUGGAGACAACACAGUGGUCCACAGAUCUCUAGUGCUGAAGAAAGGGGACAGCAUCAUCGCAUGUGCCGACAUCCUCCCAGAAUCCCCUUCAGCAGAGCAAACCUUUCCCAAAGUGACUAACUUCAGCAGAUAUGACUUCCGUAGGAGGGUUGCAGAUGUCCUGCAGUUGGAAACAGCAAGAGUCAGCAUCCUGCCCAGCUCUCCCCGCUCUGCAGCUAAUGGAAUCUGCCAACAAGUCAGCUUCAUGGUAUCUGGGGAUGUCAGCACAGAUCUUCUGAAGUCUGUCAAAACCAGCAUGAAAAUGGGCAUGUUCAGAGAGUCUGUCUCAUGUACAAGAAGUGCAGGUGUGCUGCUGGUUCCAGGAAGUCUGCUUCUUGGCUUGAUGUUUGCUGCUGCCUGCCUGCUGCCAUCUACAAUUUAUUCAUAGCUCAGAGAUUCAGCCACAUCAGUCGAUCAUCAUAUCGUAAAACUGUGGAAAUGUUUAUGAAACGUAGCUCACCAAGUGAUGAUAGUCAUCUGAUUAAUUAUCAAGCAAAUAACAAUUUUCCUUUAUUUUACAGCUUUUGUCAACCAAUAAAGAUCUUGCCAUUUUACAUUUUGCUUUUUGUAAUAAUCAUUUCAGGCAACAAGCUAUUCAACUGUUUAGUUUAGCCUUUAUAGAAAUGUAAUUCUUCUGCAGCAUACUGAUUAUAUUUUAUUCAACUGUACUGUGAAAUGGGUGGAUGAAGUUAAUGCUGUACAUUUUCAGAUAUCCAGACUUACUGUA
This is a messenger RNA of Micropterus dolomieu (smallmouth bass), 2042 nucleotides long. It is a transcript of the gene cusr, whose product is annotated as Copper-only SOD repeat protein. Gene Ontology annotation, biological process: superoxide metabolic process. Lineage: Eukaryota; Metazoa; Chordata; Actinopteri; Centrarchiformes; Centrarchidae. The coding region runs from base 33 to 1703 and encodes 556 amino acids. The transcript is spliced from 9 exons. The record is from RefSeq and is a predicted model, not a curated record. Gene Ontology annotation, molecular function: metal ion binding.